Dentiscutata erythropus is the source of this 1531-nucleotide messenger RNA. NCBI's taxonomy places the organism in Eukaryota, Fungi, Glomeromycota, Glomeromycetes, Diversisporales, Gigasporaceae. The record is from the annotation of a GenBank genome assembly.
CCCAUACCCAACAAAAGCUACAGGAGUUUCUUUAAGUUGUCUAGUUAAUGCAUCAGUAACAGUUGUCCCUAAUGGCAAUGAUCCUGGUCAACUGCCAAAUUAUAUCUAUGUAUUUGGCGGAUUCCAUAUGUAUACUGAUGAAGUUUAUAAUGACUUGUAUAGAUUAAAUGUCACUGAAAUGAAAUGGGAAGACGUGAUUUAUUUGAAGGGUGUUCGUCCGUCGAAAAGGAUUAACCACUCAGCUUCAUUGUGGAAUCUGGAUAAAUUGAUUAUCUUUGGUGGCACAGACGAUGAAGAUCAAUAUUGUGAUGAUAUAGUCAUUCUUUAUCUAAAGUCUAUGACAUGGGAACGUCCAGAAGUGUUUGGCAAUUAUCCUAAAGGACGUUCCAAGCAUUCCGCUACUAUCCAUAAUGAUAAAUUAUAUAUAGUGGGAGGUUGUUCUGACAAUGAUGCAUCAUCUGAGGUUAAUUGUUUAAAUUUACAAACUUGGACAUGGGAACCUCCAAUUUCAUUAGUUCCAAGACACUCACAUGUUUCUUUUAUUUUUCGAAAUCGGCUUUACCUUUAUGGAGGAUAUAAUGAGGAAAUGGAUAGAGAAAAGUCACUAGUUAUUAUGGACAUUAACACGAAGUAUGUGUCAAAAAUUGAAAUCACGAGUGAUUCUGGUCCUGAAAUGAAUGCAGGAGAACAUUUUGCCCAACUGUACGGGAAUCAAUUGGUUGUGGUAGUUACUCAAUGCAUUAAACAUGGAGCACAAGAUGUAUCUAUUGGUGUUUGGUCGUUAGACUUGGAUACAUUUCACUGGCAUAAAUUUGAAGAUGGUGAUCGAUUGGUUCAGGGUAACUGGCAUUGUUUUGCCAUGGCAGAAAAUAGUUCAAGAUUUUUCCUUUUUGGAGUCGAUGAAAAGGAAUCUGACGAGUAUUUCUCUAAUGUUCUUUCCAUUGAUCUUCAAGAAUAUGGAAUUUCCAACAUCCCGCCGCCAACCAUUGGGUGGGAUUUUCAACAAUUAAUGAAUGAUAAAAACACAUCAGAUUUCAUUGUGAGAUCAGAUGAUGCAAAUUCUCCAUCAAUCCAUGUUCACAAAAUUAUACUUCUAGCCAGAUGGCCUCAUUUUGCCAAUAUGUGCAAUUCUGGAAUGACGGAAUCCCAUACUAAAUCCCUGACUAUUCCGGAGCCAUUUUCUACAGUUCAAGCAUUCAUUUACUUCCUAUAUACAGAUACACUUGACGAGAGCCUUCCUGUAGAUACCAUCGCUGAUCUUAUGGUGUUGGGAAAUAUGUACCUCAUUUCGCGGCUUACGUCACUUUGCUGUGCUCGGCUGCAAAUGAAAUUUGAUACAGAGAACGUAGCUAGAAUUUAUCACUGUGCUUCCGUUGCCGGCGCUCAUGCUUUAAAAAAGCGAGCAAUGAGAUUUAUUAAUAAUAACUUUGGUCCAGUUUCGAAGACUCGAGGAUUCAGAACAUUACCACAAGAAAUAUUGUUUGAUUUCUUGGAUAGUUUGCCAGAAAAGGCGAAAAUCAGUGUUGGUUAG